AUGAACCCCCCGGAGGAAUGCGCCAGGUGCCCUGCCCGAGGGAAAUGCCCCGUGUACCUGGCGGUGAGCUCAGGGACUGUUCGCUAUGCCCCAUCAGGUCUGGGCCCUGCACUUGACGAGGACUUGGGAGAGGAGCCCUGGGACACAGACAGCCAGCCCCACCCAGACGAGGGCCACCCGCCGCCCCUGGAAGCUGCCCCGGUCUCCUGGAAGAGUGUGGGCCCCUGCAAAAGCCGCAGGGAGUCCCCGGGAGACCUGGUGGAGCGCUGUGCAGGGGAGGACACCCAAGGUGAGGAGGGCCCCGCAGCCGCCCAGCUGGCCGUGUCCCGCCUGCGCAGCUCGUCCAUGGAGAUCCGCGAGAAGGGCUCGGAGUUCCUGAAGGAGGAGCUGCACAAAGCCCAGAAGGAGCUGAAGCUGAAGGAUGAGGAGUGUGAGCGGCUGUCCAAGGUCCGGGAGCAGCUGGAACAGGAGCUGGAGGAGCUGACAGCUAGCCUGUUCGAGGAAGCCCACAAGAUGGUUCGAGAAGCCAACAUGAAGCAGGCAGCGUCAGAAAAGCAGCUAAAAGAGGCUUGGGGCAAGAUCGACAUGCUGCAGGCAGAGGUGACCGCCCUGAAGACGCUGGUCAUCACGUCCACACCAGCCUCUCCCAACCGCGAGCUCCACCCGCAGCUGCUGAGCCCCACCAAGGCCGGGCCUCGCAAGGGCCACUUGCGCCAUAAGAGCACCAGCAGCGCCCUCUGCCCUGUCGUGUGCCCAGCUGCGGGCCACAUCCUCACCCCGGACAAGGAAGGCAAAGAGGUGGACACAGCCCUGUUUGCGGAGUUUCAGGCCUGGAGGGAAUCUCCCACCUUGGACAAGAGCAGCCCCUUCCUGGAAAGGGUGUACCGGGAGGACGUGGGCCCCUGCCUGGACUUCACCAUGCAGGAGCUCUCAGCACUGGUCCGCACGGCUGUGGAAGACAACACGCUCACCAUCGAGCCCGUGGCUUCGCAGACGCCGCCCACGGUGAAGGUGGCCACCGUUGAAUACGGCAGCACCAACACAUGUGCCCUCAGCGGGUUGGCCCGUGCCUGUCGCCACCGAAUCCGGCUAGGGGACUCCGAGAGCCACUACUACAUCUCACCAUCCUCCCGGGCCAGGAUCACAGCGGUGUGCAAUUUCUUCACCUACAUCCGCUACAUCCAGCAGGGCCUGGUGCGGCAGGACGCAGAGCCGAUGUUCUGGGAGAUCAUGAGGCUUCGGAAGGAGAUGUCGCUGGCCAAGCUGGGUUUCUUCCCCCAAGAGGCCUAGUGCCUGGCCCGGGCCUGGAGGGGGCUCAGAGCUGGAGCCAACACCUGACCCAGGAUAGACAGAUGGACAAGAAGACAGGGUACUGGAGCCAGCCUGAGCCACAAGCUGAGCAGAUGGACAAAUGGCCAGGCCAUGGAGGCAGCACUGAGCCGGUACCAAACAUCCAUCCCAGGACAGACAGGACCUCAUGGGGUGACCCUUCUCUCUUCCCCAGUAAUAAUACAGCCACCAGGAGACUAGACCGAGGAGCCUGGAGCCAUCCAUACUCAGGGCUCAGCCUUUGGGAGGGGACACCUGGGUGGCAGCGCCCUUGGCCCAGCCCGGGAGCUGCUGCCUGCAGGUGCCUGCUGCUGCCAUUCCCUGGGAAAGCAACCAUGUUGGGUGCCGCACCUCCCGGUAUCCCCCACCCCAAGUCCCAAGCCCCGGGCCAUGAGUACCUCCUUGUGGCCAUCCCUCGCCCCAUUCCUAGGUGGCCUCCCCUCUGGACUGUCCCAGCGGGCCUGCCAUCCUAAGUGCCCGCGGGCAGUGGUGCUAGGAAGGGCGGGCAGGAACUCCCACGCCCACUGGUACCUGCUUGAGAACUGCCCCAGAGUUCCUGCGAUGGAUCAAGGCCCCUCCCCCUCGACUGUCCCCUUCCCUGUCUGAGCCCUGUGCCCCGGGAGCCAGGCCCCCACCACCGCUGGCCAAACUGGGGCACUUUUCUUCCAACGUACAACACAGACAGCGCCUCAGGACGCCGUGCCUGUUUUCAGCUGUGGGUGGCCGUUCAGAGAGCGAGGACCGAGGUCACCAAGCCCUGCAUGCAGGACUGGGGUGGGACGGGCAGGACCCGGCCCCUCUCCACCCCUCACAGCCCACUCGGGACCAGGGUACAACCUGGACACAUCCCUCACCACGUCCAAUUUCCUCCUCCAAAUGGAAUGUAACGCCAUCUCUAUUUAAUAAAGGAAGCU
Molossus molossus (Pallas's mastiff bat) is the source of this 2243-nucleotide messenger RNA. RefSeq names its product RAB3A interacting protein like 1 (gene RAB3IL1). Gene Ontology annotation, biological process: exocytosis. Gene Ontology annotation, cellular component: Golgi to plasma membrane transport vesicle. Gene Ontology annotation, molecular function: guanyl-nucleotide exchange factor activity. Lineage: Eukaryota; Metazoa; Chordata; Mammalia; Chiroptera; Molossidae. The record is from RefSeq and is a predicted model, not a curated record. Bases 1 to 1290 code for a protein of 429 amino acids. The transcript is spliced from 10 exons.